UACAGCUCAAAAGACGAUGAAAUAGACGGCAACUGCAUAGUUCGCGCACGAGGUCUGCCGUGGCAGUCUUCCGACCAAGACAUCGCAAAAUUCUUCAGGGGACUCAAUGUUGCAAAGGGUGGAGUAGCUCUCUGCCUGUCACCGCAGGGGCGACGCAACGGCGAGGCGCUGGUGCGGUUCAUCUCACAGGAGCACAGAGACAUGGCGCUCAAGCGGCAUAAGCACCACAUCGGCCCGCGAUACAUAGAGGUGUACCGUGCGAGCGGCGACGACUUCCUCUCGGUAGCUGGUGGAGCGACAUGCGAGGCGGCGGCUUUCCUUUCGCGAGGUGCGCAGGUUAUAGUGCGCAUGCGUGGACUACCGUACGACGCCACGCCGCAACAAGUUCUGGACUUCUUCACAACGGGAGACGAUCCAGUCCAAGUGUUGGAUGGCGCGGAGGGAGUUCUCUUCGUGCGGAGAGCGGACGGGCGCGCGACUGGAGAUGCGUUCGUUCUCUUUGCCAAGGAGGAGGACGCCCCCAAAGCCCUCUCGAGACAUCGCAAACUCAUUGGCACUAGAUAUAUUGAGCUGUUCAGGUCUACCACAGCUGAAGUGCAGCAGGUACUUAACCGCUCGCUCGAAACGCGUACAAGCCAGAGCAGUACUCCGUCGACGGCGCCGGGAUCGGUCGCCCCGCGGAGGGUUGCUCCCCGUGGCCCUUGUCCCCAACACGUGAUCACGUCCGGCACCGCGAAGGACUGCGUGAGGUUGCGUGGACUGCCGUAUGAGGCCCAGGUGGAACACAUCCUGACAUUCCUGGAGGAGUUUGCCAAAAAUAUAGUUGUUCAAGGAGUCCACAUGGUCUACAAUGCUCAGGGCCACCCCAGCGGCGAGGCGUUCAUCCAGAUGGACAGCGAGGCGAGCGCGUUCCUGUGCGCGCAGCAGAAGCACCACCGGUACAUGACCUUCGGCAAGAAGCAGCGGUACAUAGAGGUGUUCCAGUGCUCCGGCGACGACAUGAACAUGGUGCUGACCGGCGGCGUGACGCCGGCCACGUCGCCGAAGGUGCUGUCGCCCGGUACGUUGAUGUCCCCCGCCCCCGCGCCCGCGCCGCGCACCCCGCGCGCGCGCCUGCUCGCGCACCACAUCGCGCAGCAGAGCCUGCUCGCGCGCCAGCACGAGAACCUGCUCCUCGCCUCCCUGCGCCCGCCCAUGGUGCCGCUCCUGCCCGCGUACCAGCUGAUGCCGCAGCAGACCAUCCUGCCGACCAAGCGCACGUACGAGCGCGCGUUCACGCCGACGGAGACUACGCCCGCGAAACGUCCCUACACGAUGCCGCAGCAGAUCGCGCCGGGCCUGUCCCUGCCCGUGUUCACUUAUAACGCCACUUCGCCGAUUUUCUCGUACGCGAACUCGACGCCGAUGUUGCCGACGUACGCGAACGCUCUGCCGACCGCGAUCCCGACGGCGCUGCCGACGGACUACGGCGCGGCGCUGUCGGCGCUGCCGGCGUCGAUGAACGCGCAGUACCAGGCCGCGCUGUCCAUGUUCCCCACGUACCCGCUGCUGCCGUGGCGGCUCAACAACUAGACCGCGGCCUAUUUGAAUACUCGGUACCUGAGCUAUUGAAGGUGAAAAUUCGUGACCUUUUGACUGCGUUGUCACUUCCGUGCCUCACUGAUUCAGAUACGUUCGAUAUGUCGAAUAAUUUUAUUAAACUUGAGACGUUCAGUUAUCGUUAUAUUUAAGCUCAUUAAUUGAUAAAAACCCUUUAUUUUCUAUACAAUCAUCAAUUGAAACAUUAUUAAUUAUAAGCCAAAUCGAGUCUCAAAUGCCAAUUGAUUGGUCAAUUUUAGUUCCACAUUUCACCACUGUAGGCGCUGCGGUCGCAAACAGCGCAGUACCAACGCAGUCGCUCACAAGAAAGGUUGUGUCCACGCGCCAAGCGGCAGUCGUAACCAAACAGGGUAAAUAAUGACAAAAUAAAAGCUCAAUAACAACCGCGAUGUGCCUUUGACGGAUUUUGAUAUUUUUUUUCAUAGUAAUAAUAAUGAAUUUAUUAAAGUAAGUUCUAAUCGUGGCAGUUGACAUGCAGCUAUUAGUUAGUACUUAUCGAUUGUUGAUUUAUACACUCUAUGCGUUGUUGAGAUGUCAUUAAGUUUUUAAGUGAAUAUGAAUUAAGAUUUAUAAAGAUAUUUUAUAGGCUUACUUGUGUGAUCAGAUGAUGUUGUGAUUAUAAUGUAAACAUUCCAUGAAUAGACGUGUUUCUGCCAACAAUCCAAGGCUGAGCGUAAGUCUGAAUGAGUACUUAUAUAGGUAUUCGGGACAUUGUAUACUUAAGUAUGACUCGUCAGUACAAUGCACUAAUUAUUAAGUGUUUUUUUUCUAUUUGUUGCGUUUUGCUUCCGCACUGUCUCGUGCUAGGCUUUAGGCUGUAUGAUGCAAUAUUCGUGUUCAGUUCGCAUAGAUAUUAAAUCACGUUUCUAAAGCGUCAUUAUGAAUUUGCUUAUUUUAAUAUGUUAUUUACUAAAUAC
Messenger RNA from Manduca sexta (tobacco hornworm), 2516 nucleotides. RefSeq names its product RNA-binding protein fusilli-like. NCBI's taxonomy places the organism in Eukaryota, Metazoa, Arthropoda, Insecta, Lepidoptera, Sphingidae. Gene Ontology annotation, molecular function: mRNA binding. Gene Ontology annotation, biological process: regulation of RNA splicing. Gene Ontology annotation, cellular component: nucleoplasm; ribonucleoprotein complex. Bases 202 to 1572 code for a protein of 456 amino acids. The transcript has 9 exons. The record is from RefSeq and is a predicted model, not a curated record.